CUUUACAAAGUAUUGGCAAUGACAGCGAAUCUCUGUUUCAGUUUCUCUCUUUUCUGCUUUAAGCGGUUUUCUGUGGCCCUGGCUUCUUCUAAGAUCUCAUCAAGUUCCUGGACGUAAGAAGAAUCCAGUGUUGUUCUUGCACUAAAGUGAAGAAAUCUGUAGUUAAAAUCAGUGCUAAUGCUGUUAACUCUCUCACUACUUUUAUGUUUUUAUUAAAAAUGGGUUGUAUAUCAAUACCCGGUUUCUGACCAAAUUAAUCCUCUGUUGUAAUAAAAAACAGUGUUUUUCUUUCAAGAUCUGUGUUUGGCAGUUUCACUGUUAAUUUCCCUAAACUGCAUCCACCCAUCCGUCUUAGCUAGACAAUUUUAAAAUUGCUGUGCAAAUAGCACAAAAUUAACUUGCCUUAUAACAUCAGCAUAUUUUGUUAACAAGUUAUUCAUUUCUUUGCUCACUUCUGUUAAGAGAGAAAAAAAAUUAUUUUAUUUAAACAUUUGGAAGAAUCUCAAUGUGAAAUUAGGUCAUUCCAUACUUAAUUUAAUACAUCACCAUUUAAAACCUUUUCCAGUGAUUCAGUCUUGGAAAGGGACUGCGAGUCCUCAGAAGGAGCCAAAUCUGUUUUGUCAGACAACUGAGGAUUUUCUGAAGCUUCAUUCUAACAAAAGAGCACAUUAGGAAAAACACAGCUUCUAAGAUUUAAAACAAACUUUGCACAGAGCUUAGCUGAGAGAAGGAAGAGGUUUAAAAAGAUCUUGGGGAUGUUUUUGGAGAAAAUGCAAGUGGGUUCACAGCAUCAUGAGCAUCUUGGGGAGUGGGUGGGAAGAUUGAGAUCUCUGUGUAUACACACAUUUAUUUAUAUAUAUAUGCACAUAUGUUGUAUAUAUACCUCAGUGAAAGCUGGUGUAUUUCAGAAGCUCACUCUUGAGAAGUUCUGCAUAAAUAUCUCCCAGUGCUUACCCAAUUUUAUUUGGCUUCAAGCCCCCAGAGAAACCAUGGUUUCUCCACACUAAAAAGUAGUUUAUGUUUCCCCAAACCUCCCUAAAGUGCCGUGGAUUUCUGCUCCUUCAGUCUAAGGGACAUGUAAUAUAGGGGGGUCCUUCCCCACACAGCACCGCUCACCUCCAUCUUUUUGCUUUUAUUUCUAUUCUUAUCUGCCUUUUGCGACUUGCUCGCCAUGGCUGCCUCAAGGAAAGCACGCGGUGUUUGCUGAGCGCUCAUGCUGGCAGCGUGUUUAAAUAAAAACGUGUAAAACCUGCAGCUGGUUCUCCUGCAAGGGCGCUCCUGGCACAACCCCUCAGAGGAGCUGGAGACGGCAGGAGAAUGGCGGGGAGUCCCGGGCCAGCCUAAAUUCGAUAUCCGAGGAGGUUUAGCCCUUCCCGGGGCUCCCCGAGCCUGAGGGCACCGAGGCGUCCAGGAGGGACCCCCGGCCCCGCGGCUUCCCCUUCACGCGGGCCCGGGGCCGGCCCGGGCCUGGAGAGGCCGCGACGGUGGGGACAAGGGAAAAGGGACAAGGGGCGAGAAACGAGCGAAAAGGGGAGAGAAACAAGAGACAAGGGACGAGAAAGAAGGCGCAAGGGACGAGAAAGAAGGGACAAGGGACGAGACACAAGGGCCAGCCGCUCCCCUCAGGGCUGGCAGCGCCUCCGGAGCCCGGGCCGGGCACGCUGACAGCACCAGGAGCGGCCCCGGCCCGGGCGGUUCAAUUAAUUAAAGCUUUAAACAACUCAUUAAUCAUUUCCUUAGAAGCCAGGUUUCACUUUCUAAGCGAAAUCCUUGGAAUGCGUUUGACGCUCGGUUUAUCUGCCUCAAAGCACGAGCCAGAAAUGAGCGCAAUCUGAGAGACCAGGCACUAAAACGAAUAAAAACACUCAAAUGAGUCAACGCUAAACACAGCACUAAAAUGAGUGAAAAUGUUGCAGACAGAUAGAGAUAUUAUAAAAGAAAGGUUUUAUAUAAUAUGGUUUAAGCCCUGCUACUCCAAAUAGCAGCUUGUAAAUUUCCAUGCAAAAACAAACUUAGUAAGGAAAAGCCAGUUAAUACAACAAACAAUUCUGGUUGCACCUAUGAGAAACAAGAGAUCUGUCCCAUCAGAAUCAGUAAAAAAAGUACGUAAAUAUCUAAAUAAGAAAGAGUUUUAGCAUGUACACACAAAACACCUUUUAACCGAUAAGAAGCAAAAAUACUACUAGCCAAAGUUGCACACAGUCUGUAAAAACUGUGUAAAAUUGAAUUAUGUAAAUAAAAAAUUAACUUUUCCUACAUGAAGAAACUAAAUCCCAGCUAAGCUGUUAGAAAAACUAAAAACACCAAAAUGUGUAAAAGCACUAAAAUCUGUAACACCACCACAACACAAGGCUGCCAAGAGCAUUUCUCUCUCUCUCUCUCUCUCUCUCUCUCCAAAGAAUAGAGAAUAAAACUGUAUUUUCCCGAGGCUGUUUCACUUCUGUAGGGGAAUUAUAUCUUUGUUCAUUACAGUGAAAUAAACCAUUGCAAGAUCUAAACUGAUAUUAAUGUUAUGCUGUAUAACGUGAUUACAUUAUGAUAUGUUGUUUUAUGAUACGUUGUUUUAUGAUAUACGACUUAAGAUAUGGUAUGUGAUGUUGUGUAGAGUUUGCCUCUGACUUGGGGUUUUUUCCCCCUUUUUUUUUAUUUUCUUUCUUUUUCUAUCUUCUGUUUUGUAGAGAGGAAAGGACUUAAAUCUCAUAUACAUAAUUCAAAUAGGAAGUUAGAAUAUCAGCAUGAGAAAUCAAACUGCUGAAAGAACAAAAAACUAAACAAUUCCUCAAAGUAGAAACAACUUUUAAUAAGCUUCCAUGGCCCACUUCAUUUAAUUAUCAGGUAUUUCAUAGGUAAUUAUGUUAUUAGCCUGACUGUCUAAACAUUAAGAAACAGAGAUGACAACAUAUUAGGAAAAUGUUCUUAAGAUGUUUACUUAAUUGUGUCAUGGUAAAAGGUUUUGUUAACAGACCUUUUACCAGAAGUAAAACAAACAUCUGAAUUUUAAUUUCCAUUAUCUUAUGGAUAUGAUAGUUUAUGAAUAAAACUCAGACUAAAAAUAACAUUAAAAGAAAAUUAUCUAAGGGGAGAGAGUUCGUUCUUACUGGAGUUCCAGUUCCUUUAAAAUUGGAGCGAAAUUAUCUAAGCCAUUACUUUAAAAGUAGUCGCAGUUGCUCUAAGAUUGGAGAUAUUAAAUUCCAGGAGAAAUUAAAGUUUAAACUGUACCACAAAAGCUAUUGUAUGAGUUAGAUCCAGUCCUGAAAAAUGCAAAUAUGUGCACAAAAGAGAAGGAAAUGCCUUUUAUUCUAUGUCAUUAAUGAACUAAGGCUCUCAAAGGCUGUCACGAAAGACCAAGUCCUCCUUCCUGAUACCUUUGUAUGGAAUAUCAAUAGGCCAAAAAUAUUAGUGCCAAUAGAAGGCACAUGAACAGCUGAGAGAAUGUCUUGGGGACUUGUGUUUGAUGUGGGGAUCUGGGGUGUUUUUAUCAUCCACACAACUCGGGGCUCUUCAAUUUCAAUAGAUACAGCAAAGCCAGGCACGGAGAUGGAACAAAUUAGGAAAUUAUUCACUCCCAAACUCGCUGCCCUGGUUUUUAGGGCCUGCCCCAGCACUGCGGUUCCAGCGUUUGCUGCUUUCAACAUUCCCCAAAGGCAGUGCAGGCUUUUCCUCCACCCGUGCCAGCACUGCUGCACUAAUGGCUGGGACAAUCCUCAUCCCACUGCUGCACUAAUGCCUGGGACAUUCCUCACCCCAUUGCUGCACUAAGGGCUGGAACGGGACAUUCCUCAUCCCACUGCUGCACUAAGGGCUGGGACAUUCCUCAUCCCAUUGCUGCACUAAGGGCUGGAACGGGACAUUCCUCAUCCCACUGCUGCACUAAGGGCUGGAACGGGACAUUCCUCAUCCCAUUGCUGCACUAAGGGCUGGAACAGGACAUUCCUCACCCCAUUGCUGCACUAAUAGCACGGGACAUUCCUCACCCCAUUGCUGCACUAAUAGCACGGGACAUUCCUCACCCCAUUGCUGCACUAAUAGCACGGGACAUUCCUCACCCCAUUGCUGCACUAAUAGCACGGGACAUUCCUCACCCGUGCCAGCUCUGCUGGGCACUGCUGUCACCGGCAGUAGGGCACCAGCAUCGCGGUGGUUUCCAUCCCAAAGCCUUUCCCGCAGGCAGCCAGCAAGGGGAAGCCGGACGGGCACGGGCAGAAGCUGCCUCAAAGCUGCCGUGAAGGGGCGGCCGGAGCAGGAGCUCAGCGACACCCGAGCGCUACAAAGCCACCCUCGGAAGGCCAGAUUUGCAUAGGCGCUGGCUCCCGCAGCGAGGAGGGGAAAUGCCGUGCGAGAAAGGCGGACGUAGCCACAGACCUCGGGAAAGCCUCCUGACCUCGGCAGCCACUAUAAAACCCCUCCCUGCAGCGCUCGCUUCCCUCCCGUGCCUCAGUGGCCCGGGGUGGGGCAUCCCCGGCGGCGGGGCACCCACCGGGGGUGGCCUUGCCACAGCCCCGGCCCUGAGCCGGCAGCUCUGCAGUUGCGCUUCUCGCGGCUACCAUCGCCCGGCUGCGGCUCCCGAGGAGCCAGAAGGGACCCCGGGAUCCAGAAAGGACCCCCGAGAUCCAGAAAGGACCCCCGAGAUUCAGAAAGGAUCCCCGAGAGCCAGAAAGGACCACCGAGAGCCACCUCUGCUCCCGCCCCGCAUCCCUGCGGCUUUCUCAGGGUGAGUCAUUCCACGGCCGACAGUCAGAAACUCCUUUGAGCUUCUGCUGUUCCUUUCGAACGCCCCUGGUAAAAGUCUAAAUAAUCAUCUUUUACUGCUUGAUGAUCCUGGAGGUCUUUUCCAACCUUUUUGAUUCUAUGAUAAACAAUCAUUUUGUUUUACCCAUCAAACCAAGGGCCACUUUUUUCUUUAAUCCUCUGUAGAAAGUCCUGCCUGUGCUUGCCCCUGGACUUUAGAAUUGCAGAGGACUCUGUGAUGAAUGCACUAAGGAUUACAUUGUUGGGUGUUGUGCUAUCUCGUUUCCAUGGCCUGGAUGUGCACACUUGCAAAGACGCUGCUGGGAGCCUGCUGUCCCUUCUGCACAGCCACAACUAGAUAAAAACCACCAAAUAAAAAGAGAAAAAAGUCACUGUCAAAUACAUGAUUUGGGUGAGGAAAACCACAGUGAUUCCCGACCCUAAUCCCUCUGGGGGUGUGUGGCUACUUUCAUUGAUAUCACCCAGUUUUGUAAAAAAAUUCAUUUUCAACUGGUGAAAAAGCUUUGGAGUGAGCUGCAUAUUUUGAUUGCACAAUCAAAUCCCAGUGAAGGAGCCAUUUUUGGAGUGAUGAUCUCCCCAUUAUUCAUCUGGUUUUAAGACAUUUAUUAUCUUGAGUGCAAGAUAAUAAAUGAUGAUGACCUUUUUAGGGGCAGUCAGAAUGGGUUCUAACUUUUGGUCAUUUUGGAAGCUCAUGCUUUUCUAGGGGGAACCUGGUAAGAUCAGUCUGUGCAGACUUAACUUGCACCCCUUUAUGGGAUAAAAAGCAUGGAGCUUAACUCUGAUUCCUCUCCUUGUGCUGUGGGCAGGGUGAAGAUGAGUGCUGAGGAGAUUCUGAUGUGUGCGGUAGAACUUGGAAAAAAUUUCUGCCUCUAUUUUGACGACGACGAUGAGCUGGAGUGUGAUGCCCUCUGCAAGGAAAAGACCCUGCACCGAGUGCUGAGGAAUGUGAAGAGCCAGCUGCUCGUGGUGCGCCCAGACCUGAACGUGGCAGCCUUUGAGGAUGUGACAGACCAGGAGAUGCAAUCUGGCAAAGGGAUGCAUUUCAGCAUUCACUGCUACAAAACCACCACACCCUUAGCAGGGAUGCCCGUGGCCUUCAGUGUCCAAGUGGAAGACAAAAGUUAUUACAUGUGUUGUGAGAGGGAAUGUGGAGAAAUGAUCGUUAGAUUCAAGGAAGGAGAAGUUCCCAAAGAAAUUCCUGGUGAAAGCAACAUCAUCUUUUUCAAAAGGACAUUUACAUCUUGCUGCUCCAAAGCAUUUAAGUUUGAAUACUCAAUGGAACAAGGAAUGUUCUUGGCCUUUGAGGAGGAAGGCUACUUGAGAAAAUUAAUCCUAAAGAAACUGUCAAAAGAUGAAGUGGAUGAAACCAUGAAGAUGAGUUUAUCUAAGUUCAGUCAAAAUGAAAAUCACAACCUAUGAUGGAACACUUCAACAUUUUUAAAAUACAGUUUGUUUUUUUAUAAAAGAAACUUUAGUCUUUCUUUAUCCAAAACAAGUCAGUUUUAUAUUUUAACUACUCUCAGUAUUUAAUAAAAAAAUAAAUGCAAAUUCUUGGCAAAAAGCAGAAGAAUGUUUUCCAGUCAGGCAGAAGAGAAUUACUGAAGAAACAAGAAUGUGCAUGUCUAUGUAGAAUUUGAUCCCAAAAAUCUUUAAUGCCUGUUGACCAAACAGCUUUUGAAUUAGGUCUGGACUUUUACAUUCCCAAUACUCUCAGAUUUCUCAUCCAAAUAGCUUAAACACCACAUCCAGCUGCAUCCUGUGUGAGGAAACCUCAGACACUUUCCAUGAGAGACCCUCAGCUUGCUCACAGGGACUUUCCCAUGACUCAUCAUCUGCACCCUCCUCCUCCCUGCCACAAAAUAACAAAUGUUGCCAUUUAAACCAGACCACAGCCCUGUUCUCACCACAACACAAAUAAAACAAUUGGCCAGCUACCUGCUUUUGCUAAUAAAUAAAAUUUCCAAUACAUAUUAAAAAAAAAAAUUUAAAAUUUAAAAAAAAAAUAAUCAGAAAGUCUUGUAGACUCCAAACCGUGACUAGGUCGUUCUGUUCGUUGCAUAAUCCCUGAUGGUAGCACAAAUCCUCUUCCUCACACUAUUAAUAGUGCCACAAAAGUACUGUGAGAAUGUGAAAGUCAGGAUGAAGCAGAAAAUUAAAAACCACAAUCUCAGUUCCCCCCUAAAAAAUCCCUAAAAGAACAGAACACUCUCUCAGCCUCCUCUUGGUUGUGUUUUCUCACAUGGGACAACACAGAGCAGAGUAUUUAGAAAAUAAACCUCAAAAAAAGUGUUGCAGAUGAACAUAAAAACCUUGGAAGUUGAAUGUUCCUAAAGUCAAUCUGCAAAAGUAUUUUUAUUCUAUGCCAAUCCUUGUUGUAUUUUCUCAGGGACAUUAAUUAUUCUUGUAUUAAGUCAAGUCUAAGUCACCUCUAAGUAUUGACUGAUACAAAUAUUUUUUGUUUUAUGAAGUAAGGCAGAGCAGACUUAUCUGCAGAGAAAAUAUUUUAGGCCAGCCAAAAGCAGUAAAAAUGGUUCAGAAGCACACACAGAAUUUCUGUAAAUUCUUUAUUGCAUGGAUUAAGAAAAAAAAGUAUUCCCUUCUCUACAUCAACUCCCCAGGUCCAAAGAGUUACAGGGUCUGCCAUACACACUGAUGUCAGAAGCAGUUCAGUUUUCCACAAUCUAAGCUUGUUUUACAGAAUAGCAAACCAACCAACAGUUAGAAAAACACUCAUUAAAGCUGGUUUUACAAGGAGGGUUCCCUUUAGCUACACAAGUCUGCCACUGAUGCAAUUAAUUCA
This is a messenger RNA of Poecile atricapillus (Black-capped chickadee), 7549 nucleotides long. RefSeq names its product interleukin 18 (gene IL18). The coding region runs from base 5515 to 6168 and encodes 217 amino acids. The record is from RefSeq and is a predicted model, not a curated record. The transcript is spliced from 5 exons. Lineage: Eukaryota; Metazoa; Chordata; Aves; Passeriformes; Paridae.